Molecule: messenger RNA, 3612 nt
Organism: Prorocentrum cordatum
Lineage: Eukaryota; Dinophyceae; Prorocentrales; Prorocentraceae
Source: the annotation of a GenBank genome assembly
AUGGCGGGGAAGAAGUGCGCCAAGUGCGAGCAGCCGUACUCAGGCUUCGGCGACACCUGCGGCGCCUGCAGGAAGAACAAGGGCGCAGCGCAGGAUAGCUUCAAGCCGGACACGGAGAGCUUCGCAGACACCUGCGAGGCGGCUCUUGUCAACGUGGCUCUCGAAAUGCAUCGGCUCAACCCCUGGGUCGAGCCCGUCGCGGACGAGGACGGCCACUCCGUUGACGCGCUCCCCGUUGCCAUUGAAGCUGGCUGGCGGGAUUCUGGGCCAACUGGUUUGGCCAUGCCGCCGUGCAGACUCUCGGGCGUUGGUGCCGAGACAGGCGGUGGAGGCUGGGUGGGCGCUGGCAGCGGCGGGGUCGGCAUCGGCGACGGCGAUGCGCAGUCCGCCACUGCACUCUCGUGCUGCCUCUCGAGCUGGUCGAAGGUGUUGGCCAGGUGGCAGCAGUCGACGAAGGCGGUCGUGCAGACCCUGGGGGCGUUCAAGGGCCUCGCGGAGCCCGCGGCGCAGGCGCCCUCGCCGAGGCCCGGCGGCGCCACCGGCUUCGGGGGCCGGCGGGCCGCGGCGGAGCGCCAGGCCGCCAGCGGCGCCGCGGCCGGCAGGAGCUGCCCCUCCGCCUCCUCGACCGCGGGCCCGCCCGCGCUGGUCGGGCGCUGCUACCGGGUGGUGCACAAGCUGCUGGUGAAGCGUGAGGAAUCGCCGGAGAGCCCGUUCGCCUGCUGGAUCAUGGUCGACGCCGUUGUCAAGGUCGUCGCGCUGGGCAAGGCCCCGGGGCGCCUGCAGGUCGAGGACCACCAGGGCCGCCAGGGCUGGACCAGCAUGCGCCGGAAGGACGGCCAGGAGCAGCUCAGCCUGGAACCCGAGGGUACCUCGACGAGCGCUGGAAGCGCGCCUCCGUCGCCACAGAAGCCGAGGGGCGGCGCCAGGAGGUGCGCCGGCAGGCCGCUCGCGAGCGGCGCCGGCGGCGCGAGGGACCCACACGCAGAGGCGGAGGAUCUGAUGCGCGAGAGGGAUUUCGAGAGGGCAGAGAACGUGUACCGCCAGGCCAUCGGAGAGCGCGAGGAGCGCCUGGGCGAGGAGCACCUCGAGACGCUGAGCUCCGUGCACGGCCUCGGGGUCUGCCUCGGGGGCCUUGGCAGGAUGGCGGAGGCCGAGGAGCUGCUCCGGCGCGCCCUGGCCGGGCGGGAGGCGGGGCUGGGCCGCGUCCACCUGGACACCUGCAGGACCUGCCACGAGCUCGCGACGGUGUUGUGGCAGGCGGGCCGAGCCGCCGAGGCGGAGCCGCUCCUGAAGCAGGCCCUGGAGGGCCGCGAGGCCCAGCUCGGGGAGGCGCACAACAAGACCAUGGAGACACAGUACAUGCUGGGCAUGGUGCAGGCCGGCUGCGGCAGCUGCAAGGGCUCCGAGAAGGAGGCCCCGCUCGGGCCGCGCGGUGGCCAAAGUGUCGCGUCUCUUUUCUUCGUCCUCGCCUUGUUCCUCCACAGCCAUUUGGGCUCGGCCCCGCGGUCGGCCGCGGCGAUGGCGUCGUCGCCGUGGCAGCCCGCGGCGGCGACCCUGCGAGAGGAGGCCGCCGCAGGCGCCCCGCAGGCGGAGGAGGACCAGCCGCUGCGCCCCCUCCGCGGGCAGGUGGCCACGUGCGCGCGCGACCUGACCGCCGUGCGCCAGGAGGUGCUGGCGCUGCGCCGGCAGUGGCAGGCGUCCGCGCGGGAGAUCGGCGAGCAGGUGAACACCGCGAACGUGCAGAUCUGCCGCCGGCAGGAGGACCUGGCCGACGGUGUGUGGGCGCGGCUCGACGCCCUGCAGGGCCGCGUGGAGCAGCUGGAGCAGCCGCGCGAGGGGGGCGGCAGAGCGGGCGGGCGCGCGGCGGUGCCAGAGGAGGAGGGCCUCGCGAGGGCGGCGGAGGAGAGCCUGCAGCGGGUCGGCGCGGUCGAGCGCGGACUGGCCGCGCUCGGCGAGGAGCACGCCGGCCUCGGCAGCGCGCUGCGGGAAGCCAGGGAGCAGGCGGAGCGACGGCUGGACGACCUGGACCGGCGGGCGGACGAGUCCCUCCGCAGCUCGGACGGCCUCGAAAGGGCGCUGGGCGCGCUGGCCGAGCGCCUGCUGGGCGAGUCGCCGGAGCGCAUGUCGCAGCUCGAGGAGAGGCUGCGCUGCUUGGACAGCGCCUUGGAGGACACCGUCGAGCAGAUUGCCCAGGAUCGCGGGAGGCUCGAGGCGCUCGAGGGCAGGGUCGGCGAGCAGGCCGCGAGGCACGAGGGGCUGGCAGCGGAGCUGCAGGCGGAGCAGGACAAGCACCUGCAGGAGGCCAAGGAUGCACACGCUAGCCUCGCCAACCUCGCCAACGUCACCCUGACCCUUGACGCGUACCACAGCUCCCUGAGGGAGCAGGUGGUCCGCCUGGAGGAGAGCGUGGUCAAGAGGUUCGAGGCCUCAUCGCGCGCAGAUGAUGAGGCCAGCUCCCUAAGGGAGCAGUUGGUCCGCUUGGAGGAGAGCGUGGCCAAGAGGUUCGAAGCCUCAUCGCGCGCAAGCGACGGUGCCAGCUCUCUGUGGGAGAAAGUGGUCCGCUUGGAGGAGAGCGUGGCCAACAGGUUCGCCUCCUCCUCGCGCGCGCAUGAUGAGGCCGGGGAGGCCCUGGAAGCUCUACAGGCCAGGAUCGCUACCGACGCGAUGGAGCAGCUCGCUGCAGUCGCGGAACUACGGGACACGUUCGUGGAUCAGUCGGAGGCGACCUUGGUUGAGCUCCGCGCCCGUGUCGAGAGCGUCGAGCGAUGCUUGCACGAGUCGCUCGCAAAGCAGGAGGACUGCCUCGCGGCGAUGCAGGCGGCGGACGCGAGCGCGCGGGCGGCCACGCGGGCGCUGGAGGCCACCGCGGCGCGCGACGGCGUGGCGGCGCUGGGGGCACGGCUGGAGCGACUCGAGGCUGCGCAAUCGGUGCAGAGCGCCGCGGCGCACGAGGGCGCGGCGCUGGGGGCGCGGCUGGAGCGGCUAGAAGGCGCCCACCUGGAGGUCCGGCUGGUGAAGCUGGAGCGCGCGCGGGCUGAGUCUGGCCUGUGCCGGGCCGCCGAGGAACUGACGAGCACGGCUGCGUCCGAGGUGUUGGUGGGCUCGCUCGCGGACCUGCGCUCGCUCGCCAGCGAGGCCGCCGCCCUGGACGUGUGCCGCACGUCGCUGCAGGAGCGCGUGGACCGGGUGGAGCAGCUGCUCGGCGUCGCGCAGCAGGGCCACUGCGGCGGGCCCCCGCCGGCCGACGCUCGGUCGGCCGACGCGGCCGCCACCCGGUGCCUGAGCAGCUGCCUGGAGAGGCUGAUCCAGGACCUGGACGCCGUGCGCGGCGGCCACCGCGGGCUCACGGGGCAGGCGGCGGCCCAGAGCAGGCUGCUCGACGAGGCCCUCGCGCAGCUCCGCCAGGAGCGCGCGACGCGCGAGGCGGGGCUCGACGCCGCGGCCAGCCGCCUGAGCCGCGUGGAGCUGGCGCUGGCAGAGGAUGUCCUGGACUUCAAGGAUGUCCUGGACUUCAAGGACGUCCUGGACUUCAAGGAUGUCCUGGACUUCAAGGAUGUCCUGGACUUCAAGGAUGAGCCGUCCGUGGGGGGUUCGGUCGGUGUGCGCGGGUGA